Messenger RNA from Sphenostylis stenocarpa, 1029 nucleotides. The record is from the annotation of a GenBank genome assembly. Lineage: Eukaryota; Viridiplantae; Streptophyta; Magnoliopsida; Fabales; Fabaceae.
AUGGUAGAAGACGUGUGUUUGUUCUACAAGGACAUUCUGGUUAUGAAGCCUCCGAAGAGAUCACCGAUGUUGUUAAGGACAGCAGUUGUAAUGUUUUCGAUGGUUUGUGGCGUUUUUAUCUGCUCUGCAUGUCUAAAGCAGAUAAGCACCCAAGCUCGGACUACAUUUGUGGACUUUAAAGUCAUUGACAGCCAUUUUCAGAGUAGAUUGAAGCUAAUCAAUACUCCUCACCUACUACAUUAUCCUAAACCUGUAUCCUUUAGCAGGAACGAGUGUGUUCAUAAUCCUGUACUGUUAUUUGCCAUAUUGUCCAAUCAGAGAUCAGGUAGUGGGUGGUUUGAGACCCUUUUGAAUAGCCACAUCAAUGUAAGCUCGAAUGGGGAGAUAUUUUCUGUUAGAAAGAGAAGGCAAAAUGUGUCUUCAAUUUUACAGACUUUAGACAAGGUUUACAAUUUGGACUGGUUCAAUAGUGCUUCGAAGAAUGAGUGCUCUGCUGCAACUGGCUUGAAGUGGAUGCUUAAUCAGGGAUUGAUGGAACACCACAAGGAAAUAGCAGAGUAUUUCAAUCAUAAACGUGUUUCUAUUAUAUUUCUUUUCCGAAGAAACUUGUUACGCCGGAUGGUGUCAAUGCUAGCCAAUUCGUAUGAUCGUUAUGCCAAGCUAUUGAAUGGAACACACAAGGCUCAUGUACACUCUGCAGAAGAGGCGGAUAUUCUGUCAAAGUACAGGCCUAUCAUCAAUUCUACGUCGCUGCUGGAUGACUUGAAGGAUAUGGAGAUGACAUCUGCUAAGGCUUUAGAAUACUUCAACAGCACUCGACAUAUGAUCGUGUAUUAUGAGGACCUUAUGAGAAAUCACACUAAGCUAAAAGAUGUUCAAGAGUUCUUAGGAUUGCCACAGAUGGAGUUAACGAGCCGUCAUGUUAAGAUACAUAGAGGACCAUUGUCAGACCACAUUCAGAACUGGGAUGACGUUAACAAGACGCUGAAAGGAACCGUUUAUGAGAGUUUUCUUGAAGCUGACUAUUAG